Messenger RNA from Lampris incognitus (smalleye Pacific opah), 2079 nucleotides. RefSeq lists its product as uncharacterized. Bases 1 to 2079 code for a protein of 692 amino acids. The transcript is spliced from 12 exons. NCBI's taxonomy places the organism in Eukaryota, Metazoa, Chordata, Actinopteri, Lampriformes, Lampridae. Gene Ontology annotation, molecular function: oxidoreductase activity. The record is from RefSeq and is a predicted model, not a curated record.
AUGGUGGUGUUGGAUGUAGUGAUAAUAGGGGGUGGUCCACAUGCCCUGACCCUGGCCAGUUUGCUGUCCAUCCCUUACCCUGAACCAAAUUCAGACCCUGCAUGUGGUUCAACCUUCACCCUCCCUGAGAGACCCCAACCAAAACAGGAGACAUCUAAGACAACCCGCACCAGGAACACGAACAGGAGGAGGGCAAAAGCUAGUAAGCUUACAAAAGAUAUCAAACAUCAUAAGGGAAUGUUCUGCCGCUUAUGCUGCCAACAUAAACUCCAAAAACCAGAGUGGCACAUCUACCUGCAGGCAGAUGUGCUGCCACAUAUGGCUCGACUCUCAAAGAUUUUUCAAAAAGAAAAUGUAAACUUCCUGGCCAUCAAAGAGCAGGUCCCAGUGACAAAGGUAUGCCUGAGGACCAUCAGAGAUGCAGCUGAUGAACAGCCCCCUGGCUCAUUCCUAGCCCGGAUCCAUGAGGACCUGGAUGACCCUGCAGGAUUAGGUGCCUUUAAUAUCACAGAUGAGAAGGAGAGGCAGAGGAGAAACAGAGGCCUUCAUUGUCAGCCGGUGGAGGACCAGCAAGUCCCACUGGUGGUCACAGAUGGGGUGUUCAGCCCGCCAUUAAGCCUCAGAGUGGUCGAUUCCUACGGAGAGUGGACUACUCUAUGGGAAAGCCAGUUCACAGCUCUGAACAUCCCUCACCUGCGCUCACACACACUUGUACACACUGAUCCCUUCAACAAGAAGGCAUUGCAGGAGUUUGUAGUUAAGCAUGACCGUAAAGCAGAACUUCACAGUCUUCCAGAUCAAAUUUACAUCCAGGACGACGAUGCAUUCUUCAAUGAUAUGAGGCUUGGCAAGAAAGAGAAAAGACGCCUGAAUAUAACCACGGCUCUUAAGAAGAAUUUAUCCUUCAGUCUGCCAGGAACCAAGCUUAGUGUGGAUUUCUUUAAAGAACAGGUGGAGAGAUACAGCCUGGACAGAGUGCUGGUAAAGGGGACAGUGGAUUCCAUUAUUCCUGUGAUGGAGGACGAGAAAGAGCAAGAAGAAGAGAAUAAUACACUGAAAUAUUUUCAAGUCCAACUUCAGGAGGGCAUCACACUAAAGGCCCACCAGGUUGUAAUGGCGACAGGUCCUACACGUGCCCAGAUGGCAAACAUCCCUCCCUGGGUGAGCUGCAUUGGAGAGAGCUACCCAGAAGAGCGGAUGCAACACACCGUGCACCUCAUGCAUCACCCAGCCAUAGCUCAGAAGCAACAUGAAGAGACAGAUGAUCAGAGACAGAUAGAAACUCCCACGCCAGUGUGUCAUCCAGGCCAGAGGGUGAUGGUAAUUGGUGGAGGGCUGACCAGUGCUCAUGUCGUAUCUAUUGCCCUCCAGCAAGGGGCAAGCCAUGUGACAUGGGUCAUGAGGAAGCACCUCCAGUUGAAACAGUUUGAUGUGGGUGAUGUGGAGAGCCUGGUUGGCCGUUACUCCCACGUGGAGCAUGGCAUCAAGAUGGAUGGUCGAGCAUACCUGCAACAGUUCUACAAUGAGAGAAGCCUCCACAGACGACUGGCCAUGAUCCGCCAAGCAAGAAAAGGUGGAGCAGUAACCCCAGAGGCCUACGUUCAUCUCCAGCCAUUCAUCCAGAGCGGGAUGGUGGAUGUUAAAGCAUACUGUCAGGUGAAUGACGCCAAAUGGUACUACAGGACCCAGACCUGGAGCCUGUCUCUCAGCAACGGGGAUAACUGGACAGGGGAUAUGAUAUGGCUAGCUACUGGCUGCAAAUUGGAUGUUAACCAGGACCCAUUGCUUUCUGGGGUCAUGAAAGAAUAUCCUAUUCAGGUGAUUGAUGGAUGGCCUUGUAUAACAGAAAGCUUACAGUGGGCACCAGGGUGCCCUCUCUACCUAAUGGGGCAGUAUGCUGCACUUCAGAUAGGGCCUCAUGCAGUGAACCUGGCUGGAGGGCAGGCAGCGAGCAUGCGUAUCGCAAAGGACAUCAUGCGCUGGCAUCAAAAGCACAAUGGAAAGUCUUCAGAGGAGACUUGGGAAAGACUGAAGACAGAUGAAUACAUUCAGCAGAUGCACGGACUUAUGUGGUUGUGA